AUGGAGGACAGUGACAUGGUGCUGGUUCGAGACAGACAAGCAGACUCCGACGAAAACGACCCAAUGAUUUUUGGACGCGUGAUUUUUUCCCUGUUCGACACCGCUAAACCCAUCAUAGCUGCAGCCGAGUUUGGCCAGAGAGAAGCAGUGCCACGUUUGGCCAGGCAGGAGUUGAAGGAUGCUUGGCGGGUGUAUGCCUUUGCUUGCUGGCCUUGCCCCGUGCCCAGCUAUGUCUUCGGGAGGUGGGCGCAACUUCCAGUACCCCACACCAUGAAGGGUGAUGCAGACAUGCUUGCCGAUCCUGCAAUGCAGACCUUGUUGUGGUGUGACUGCUGCCAUUCGAAACAGCGGGAGCCGAAGAAACAUACCCUCAGCGCCAUGGAGGAAGGUGCACCAAUAGCACCGGUCGCGGGCAGCAAGCAAGAGAAGGUGCAGGUGCAUCGGUCACCUUUGCAAGACAUCAAACGUCCCAUCACUGCCCAUUGCAAUGAAGAUGCCUGUUUGGACGCUUUUUGCUUCGGCCGCAAGAAGACUGCCGUUGCGGUCGCCUUGGUCCGCACUGGCAGCGGUCAGGCCGGCCAACGGCAGCUUUGGUUGAAGCAGAAUGAACCACAAUCAAGUUCUACGGACUAUGGCACUAUGGGUUUGACCAAUGCAAUGCUGAAAUGUGGUUGUACAGGUGCGCCUGAACGGUUGCCCUUUGCACACCGUGAAACCCGACAUUCUCCGGGUCAAGGCAAGGGAUCAGGAGGAGGUCCAAACACUUUUGCUAUUAUUCACUUGUUGAUUUUCAGGUCUACGAGCCUCUCCUACUCCUGGGCAAGGACCGCUGCAGCAAGGUGGGCCAUCGCAAAGGGCAUCGUGGCAUACUACCAGAAGUACAUCGAUGAGGCAUCCAAGAAGGAGAUCAAGGACAGGUCGCUCUGCCCGUGCUCGCUUCCAGAAGUCUUACCGAUGAGAGGGCGCCUUAGGUCAGGAGAGUGCUCCGAAGCUCAUGGUGAGGGCCAGGACUUGGCCAUUCCGGCCGCAGGCUGGACACCGCAGCUCGGCUCGAAGACGGUCAAGUCGACGGCUCGAGAGGAGGACUCGAUGUCUCAUCAGGACUCUCCGCUCUCCACUCGGCCAUUUCCAAGCCUGGCAGACUUGCGACUGCAGGUGGACGAGCGGCUGCACGAGGCAAUCAAGGGAGGUGCCUUUCAAGGCACCACACGGAGCCGCAGCGAGAACAGCAGGCUCCGAUGGGAACUCAGGGCAGCUCGAUGUGAGCUGGAGCAGGGCGAAGUUGAAGCAGCCUGGCAACAAGAGGUGGAAUUCUGGAAGGCAGAGGUGAGCAGACUAGAAGCAGAGUUGCUUGAGCUAAAACAGCAUCGGGCAUCUGCAGAAGCGCUCGGAAAGGGCCUGCAGAAGGUGCAGCCCACGCCGCCAACGUCCCAAGCGCGGCACGAGGUGGUCAGUCCUCUCAGUCGAGCCGAGCGGGAACUGGCCCAGCUGGAGAGCGAACAGGCGAAGUGCGAAGCAGAGGUCGAGGAGGUGGAACGGCGAAACGCCAAGCUGCGCUAUGGCCUGAAGCAGAACUUAGGGCUGGAGAGAGGUGGUGCAGCACGUCUCUUUGUGAGUGCGCUUCCUGCACUGGAUGCCUCAUCUGUUGAGGCGGCCCGCACUGCUCUCCAAGCACACCUGAAGAUGAAGGACGCGAAGGACUGA
Molecule: messenger RNA, 1704 nt
Organism: Durusdinium trenchii
Lineage: Eukaryota; Dinophyceae; Suessiales; Symbiodiniaceae
Source: the annotation of a GenBank genome assembly